AUUCUGGAAUCCCCUUUAACAGGGGUUAGAAAAGGAGGAUUUACACACAGCAAACUCAAAUCAAGAGAAAUGCUUGUCUCUCCCGAAUUUCAAGCUGCAUCUGACACUUCUGACUUCUGUAAUCUCCUGUCACAGAGAGCUAGAAGAUUUGAAGCGUGUGAGAUUUUUCUCUGACUCCAGUGCCUCUGAUAACUUUCCAGCUGCAGGAUCCAGCAGGAGAUUUUAAAUUUGAAAACAGUGAAAUUGUUUCAGGGGAUAUUAGAAGGGGAGGAUUUGCAGCCCAAUUUAUCAUAAUGUGAAUGUCACCGGAUUUUGAACAUGGAAGGAGAAAGCACUGUUCACAGUGGAGAGAAACCGUACACGUGUUCUGUGUGUGGUCGAGGCUUCAGCCAAUUAUCUGACCUAUCAGAACAUAAAUGCAGUCACAACAGGGAGAAGCCGUGGAAAUGUGGGGACUGUGGGAAAGGAUUUAAUCACCUGUCUGACCUGAAAACUCAUCGGCGCAGUCACACUGGGGAGAGGCCAUUCACCUGCUCCGAGUGUGGGAAGGGUUUCACUCAGUCCUCCCACCUGCUGAUACAUCAACGUGUUCACACUGAUGAGAGACCAUUCAGGUGCUCUCACUGUGGGAUGCGUUUCAGGCGAUCAUCUGACCUCAUUGUACACCAACGAAUUCACACUGGAGAGAGGCCGUUCAUCUGCUCCAAGUGCGGGAAGGGAUUCACUCGAUCAUCCAACUUGCUGAUACACCAGCAAAUUCACACUGGGGAGAGACCAUUCACCUGCUCCGAGUGUGGGAAGGGAUUCAAUCAUUCAUCUGACCUGCUGCAACACCAGCGCGUUCACACUGGAGAGAGGCCAUUCACCUGCUCUGAGUGUGGGAAGGGAUUCACUUGUUCAUCAGACCUGCUGACACACCAGCGAGUUCACACUGGGGAGAGACCAUUCAUUUGCUCCAAGUGUGGGACAGGAUUUGCUCGCUCAUCCACAUUACUGAGGCACCAGCGAGUUCACACUGACGAGAGACCUUUUAAAUGCCCAGUCUGUUGGAAGUGUUAUAAAAGCUCCAAGGAACUGUUGUCUCAUCAACGUGUUCACACGGAUGAAAGACCAUUCAGGUGCUCUCUCUGCGGGACUGGGUUCAAUCAAUCAUCUGACCUCACUGUACACCAGCGAAUUCACACUGGGGAGAGGCCGUUCACCUGCAUGGAGUGUGGGAAGGGAUUCACUCAGUCAUCCAAUCUGCUCAGACACCAGCGAGUUCACACUGUGGAGCGACCGUUUAAAUGCUCAGACUGUGGGAAGUGUUAUAAAGGUUUCCAGGAACUGAUGUCCCAUCAACGUGUUCAUGCUGAUGAGAGACCAUUCAGGUGCUCUCAAUGCGGGACUGGAUUUAAGCGAUCAUCUCAACUCACUGUACAUCAGCGAAUUCACACUGGGGAGAGACCGUUCAGCUGCACAGACUAUGGGAAGGGAUUCACUCAGUCAUCCACUCUUCUGAGACACCAGCGAGUUCACAAUUUCACAGGGUAAGAGAAGGAGAGGAUUUGCAGUCGGGAAACUGAAACCAAACAUCACAUCAGGAGCUGACAAAGUCUCUCGAUUCAUCAGGACUUGAAUAUCAUCAGCCUUUGAACAUGGAAAUAAAAGGCACUGUUCACACUGCGGAGAAACCAGGGAAAUAUGGGGACUAUAGGAAGGGAUUCAAUUACCUGUCUGAGCUGGAAAUUCAUCAGCACAGUCUCACUGGGGAGAGGCCAUUUCCUACUCUGAGUGUGGGAAAGAAUUCAUUGAUUCAACCAACCUGCAGACACACCAGCGAGUUCACACUGAGGAGAGGCAGUUCACCCGCUCCAGGUGUGGGAUGGGAUUCAUUAAUUCAUCUGACCUGCUGACACAUCGAAGAGUUCACAGUGGGGAGAGGCCGUUCAUCUGCACCAAGUGUGGGAAAGGAUUUGCUCAGUCAUCAACCUGCUGAUCCACCAGUGAAGUCACACUGGGGAGAGACCAUUCACCUGCUCUGAGUGUGGGAAGGGAUUCACUUGUUCAUCCAACAUGAUGAGAUACUAGCGAGUUCACACUGACAAGAGACCUCUUAAAUGCCCGAUUGUGAGAAGUGCUAUGUAACUUCAGGUAAACUUAUGUCCCAUCAAACAUAUUCACACUGAUGAGAAACCAUUCAGGUGCUCUCACUGUGGGACUGAGUUCAGGCGAUCAUCUCAACUCACUGUACACCAGCGAAUUCACACUGGGGAGAGACCAUUCCUCUGCUCCGAGUGUGGGAUGGGAUUCACUCAAUCAGCCAAUCUGCUGUCACACCAGCGAGUUCACACUGACAAGAGACCUUUUAAAUGCAUAGACUGGAGGAAAUGCUUUUUAAGUUCUGGGGAACUGAUGCGCCAUAAAUGAGUCCACACUGACAAGAGACCAUUUAAAUGCCCAGAAUGUGGGAAAUGCUAUAAAAGGUCUGGAAACUUGAUGUCCCAUCAAUGUGUUCACACUGAUGAGAGACCGUUCAGAUGCUUGUACUGUGGGACUGGGUUCAAGCGAUCAUCUCAACUCACUGAACACCAGUGAGUUCACACUGGAGAGAGGCCAUUCACCUGCUCCGAGCGUGGGGAGAGAUUCACUCAGUCAUCCACCCUGAUGAGUCACCAGCGAGUUCACAAAUAAUUACAGUGAUUGGAUUUUGCUGUUAAUCAUGCCCAGGACUGAAUCAUGUUCAUUGGGGUCUGUUUCUGUUGAUGUUAAUAAACUCCAGCCCAGUUAUAAUGGUUAAUAUUUUGGAUAAAAGUCAAAU
Molecule: messenger RNA, 2800 nt
Organism: Carcharodon carcharias (great white shark)
Lineage: Eukaryota; Metazoa; Chordata; Chondrichthyes; Lamniformes; Lamnidae
Product: zinc finger protein 229-like
Exons: 3
Coding region: 319-1533 (404 amino acids)
Biological process (GO): regulation of transcription by RNA polymerase II
Molecular function (GO): RNA polymerase II cis-regulatory region sequence-specific DNA binding; DNA-binding transcription factor activity
Source: RefSeq, a predicted model, not a curated record